AUGCCUUUUCAAUGGGUCUCUUGUCCAGCAGAGGAGCUGGAAAUCCUGCUUUUUGGACUGCAGCUGGCAUCAUUAGUCCUUGCUCUGCUCUGCAGCUUUGACACUCGAAUACUCCUCUCCACUGAUCCCCGAUACAGGAAAAACAAAGCUGCAGCAGACGAGGGCGACGCUGAGGCCGAGCAGGAGCUGCGCAGAAAGAUGGCAGCUGAGAAUCUUGCUGAACUUCGUGAUUGGCUCUUCCUGCUCCUCCUGGUCCUCACCUUAUUGGCCGAGGUACUGGAGCUGGCGGCAGCAGCAAUUGCCAUGGAGACGGGCGAGGGAGAUGAUGGCAUUGUUUGUCCCUCAGUGUGCCGCUGUGAUGUGGGCUUUGUAUACUGCAACGACCGCGGCCUGAGUAUAAUUCCUCCGCUACCAUUAACGGCGGCCAUCCUUUACUUGCAAAACAACCGUCUGAGUAACGCUGGGUUGCCCCCAUCACUGGAACGCAGCACUUCCAUACGAGUGAUUUACCUCUAUGCCAAUCAAUUGGACGAAUUCCCAAUACACCUUCCACCUUCCUUAAAAGAGCUCCAUUUGCAGGAUAAUAAUAUACGAACGUUACCGCGAUCUGCUCUUGCAAAGCUACCAUUACUAGAACGCUUACACCUGGAUGAUAAUUCUAUAUCCACAGUUAGCAUACAGGAACGAGCGUUUUCUGGGACUCCCCGGCUUCGACUGCUGUUUCUGUCUCGGAAUCACCUGUCAAGCAUCCCUGCAGGCCUCCCAGCAUCACUGGAAGAGCUGCGACUGGACGACAACAGAAUCAGCACCAUCCCCACCCAUGCCUUCCGCGGGCUCUCAUCCCUUCGACGUUUGGUCCUGGAUGGGAACCUGUUGGCUAACACGCGCAUCGCAGACGACACCUUUUCACGCCUGUCCAACCUGACAGAGCUGUCACUGGUCAGGAAUGCCUUGCAGUCUCCACCCGUCAACCUGCCUUCGGCUCACCUUAUUCGUCUCCAUUUACAAGACAACGGAAUGACCCACAUCCCAAGGGGGACUCUGGAUGGGAUGCGGCACCUCCAGAGGCUCGACCUGUCAGGGAACAAUCUGACCAGCCUUCCUCGAGGCCUUUUAAGAGACACAGAGGGCCUGGACAUGCUGCUGCUCCGAGGAAACCCCUGGUACUGUGGCUGCAAUCUUCGCUGGCUUCACGCCUGGCUGCACGGAAGGGGGUCAGCAGUGACAGUCAGGGGUCUCACCUGUCAGGGGCCUGACCCAGUGAGGGGUCAAGUACUCAAAGACCUAUCAUCGCUGAUGGAUCAGUGUGAGGGCCCUCCUGCUGGUCCCAGUACAGGGGCAGGGAUCAAUCCAGCAGAAAAAGAUGGAGUCGGUGAAGAUGAUGUUGGGGGUGGACAAGGUAUGCCUCCUGGUAGCACCAUCACUACCUCUCUGUUGGUCCCCACACAAGGCUCCCUGUUCACUCUGCGAGCCAAGCGGCCUGGCCUGGUUAUGCCUCUGCCUCCUGGAGAAGGAGGACAGGUAUCGGGAGAGGUCGUAGAGCUGAGUGUAAAGCCUCUUUCAUCGGACAGUGUACUGGUGAGUUGGCUGUGUCCACAGCCAGCACCCUCCUUCCGCCUUUCGUGGCUGAAGCUAGGUAGCACCGCAGCCCAUGGUUCAAUGACAGAGACUCUGGUUCCUGGAGAGAGAAGGCAGUAUCUUCUUACCCAACUCACCCCACGUUCCCAUUACUUCAUCUGCCUGCUGCCAAUGCGACAGGAGACUUCUUCUGGAGGCUCUAGCAUGGGUUCAUCCCGAGGUGGCAGCCCUGACACGGACAGUAAAGACUCUUCCUGUGCUCAGAUAGAGACUGGAGAGGCUUUGGUCAGCUCUGGAGGGGACGGUUCGGAGAAGGAGGGACAGGACUCAGAACUCACAGCCUUGCCACUUGCUGGGAUUAUAGGGGGUGCCACAGCAUUGGUAAGCCUGCUCUUAAUCUUUGGAAUCUUUUGCUGGUAUGGGCAGAGAUCAGGUUACAUGUCAGGGGACUCGGGCUCAUACAGCAGGGGCCGGGGAGGAAAAAAUUACGACGACUACGAGUCUGGGACAAAGAAAGACACUUCCAUUUUAGAGAUUAGGGCCCCACCUGCGGGGUUUCAGAUGACAGCUAUGGCCCAUCAACCCCUUCAGCCGAAGUUGGAGGAUGUCACCUACAUCCACACCAUUUUCCCCUCCUCUUCCUCUUCCUCCCAAGCUAACGGGACCAACCGGAGCAGCCAUGGCGCUGUCAGUCUCAAUGGCACCAUCCUCAGCCAAACCAGCCACCAUAAUGUAACUUAUGGCACCAACCGUGGUUACAGAGAGGGUGGCAUCCCUGACAUAGAUUAUGCCUACACGUGAUGACAGAGGGGCACACUCCCUGAGCCACGAGAGCUUCGCUGGCUAGUGACCACGCUGUCCUUGGUUUCCAAAGUACCCUCUGUGCCUCUGCUGGUUUAAUUCUGAUUGGUUUGCUUUGUAGAGAAGACUGACUUGAGCUAUGAUGACUGGACAAUGCUACUGAGUGAGCUCUAUUUCGACUACUGUAUAUUACAUAAUACAGUAGGACUUUACUUCAGCGCUACUUAUAGUUAUAAAUGGUUACAUUUUCUCUUUUGGAUAUCUCAAUGUCUUUCAAACCUACUAUUCUUCUCUGCUCAUGAUAAUACACAGUAACUUAUUUGAGGUUGAUAUACUAGGCUUAGCUGAUUUAGCAGGAGAUAUAUUUAUAAUAUGAGGAAAAGGCACUUGAUGUGUAUAGAGAUAGCACUCGUAUCUUCCUACCAACUGUAAGCUCUGUGCUGUAUAGAUAAAAGAAGUAACAGAAGGAGAAAUCAAUGGUUGUUAUAACCCACGGAUGACAAUGCAUCAUGGCUGACAUGAAAAGAUGUAUUCCUAGCCCCCUCCUUUCCUCUGGUUCACUCCCCUCCUUUUUAAUUUUUUCCUUCUUUUCACCUCUUCUUUUGGUUUUUGGCUGAGGCACUUUUCCCUUUAUUUCUCUCAUGUCUUUUGUGGUGCUGUGAGCAGAGGAUGACUUUGUUCUCGCCAAGGGAGCUGACAGCAGUGAUAACACUUCUGACAGAGAUGGGAGACACAAACCACAGCAUGGGAAGACUAAUGAGUGGGAGAAAGAGAGAGAGUGCGGUGGGGUGAUGGAUGGAUGGGUAGAUGGAGAAAGAGAACAUAAAAGACAGGGGUAGACAGAGAAGGGCGCUGUUUUGGGGCUGUAGUCGCUGAGAGAGGUGGGUGCUGAAGGCGGAUACUGAGACGGAGAAGAAAUAAAUGGGAGACAAGUUUUUUUUUUUUUUUUUUAAAGCUGUGUGACCAAUAAAGCAGCAGGCGACAUAAAAGAACAAAAGGAGAAGACUGUAGCGGAAAGGAGGGCUGACAAAUGGAAUAGUGUGACAUCAUUAUCUAUAAAGUGGUGAAGUUUUGCCCGUAGUGUAUCCACUUCACUGAACAAAUAUUUAAGUAACAACAGGCUGCAUGCUUCUUUUUCAGUCUGUUUUGAGUUGCUCUUGAUUCUCAUGAGUCCAAGGAUUAAUUAAAUAAAACAAAACAUGAAACACGAAAGCUAUAACUAGACAAUCAAACAGUAAAAUGAUUGCCAAGACCACAGGGCAAAUGACAACCUGCAGAACAGCUAUUAAAAACUUUAUCUCAGAGUUUAGCAGAGGAACUGCAUGAACCCUGUUUUAAUGAGGCCUGGUCUCAUUAUUAAAUUAUCUUUGCAAAUGAAGAGAAAGAAACUCAUACAUUUGUAACGGUUUUCCAUUUAUCUUCUAUUGGCCUUCUAAACCCUGGACAUUGAAAAUAAGUCAGAGCAGCUGAUCAUUUUCAGAGGGAAGUUGAACUGACUGGUGUAAUUACUCUUUUCUGAGACUCAUCCAUAACAAUAUGUGUGUUCAAGUUUCUUGAAAAGGUUAGUUGUUUUUGUUUUCUAUAUUGAUAUUUGAGGAAAAUAAAGACAGAAAUUAAAAAUACAAUUAUCCAUCAUAGUAAACGUGAUUGUGAUAUUCAUGUGUUGAUAUAGUGAUUGGAAAACUGAUUAUACAGCAAUUCACAGACAGGAAGGUGUAUUACUGGAUGUCUGUCAAUCACAUACAAAACAAACUGUAUAUUUCAUUAUAAUGUUCCAAUUUUUCAUCAAGGUAUGAAAAGAAAUCUGAGAUGAUACAGCCACAGGUACAGUUGAGUCCAGAGUGUAAUGGGUUUGGUGUUCAAUCGCUCAAGUUAUUAUUUCAUGGAAAAUGCCAAACGUUUUCAUUUCAGCUUUUUUGUUGCUAUUCUUUGUAGAAUCACAUUCUAAAAUGCCAAUAUUGAUGUUUUUUAGCAUAGUUAAGUGAGUAAGGAGGAAGUUUAAAGUAAUAGUUUCCCACUAUUUUCACAUGUUUAUGGACCAAAUAAUUAACCAGUUAAAUGAAAUCAACAGAUCAGUUGCAGCCUUAAAAAUUUCCACCAUUCCAUUGUCAUCAUCCCAGCAUAAGAAAAAAGGCGUCAUCUUGUUUUUAGUUGCAUUUAAAGUGUAAAGUAAAAUUUACUAAAUGAUGGUUAAAUUAUUAUUAAUCUGAUAGUCUAUCCGGUUACAUAUACUUGCGUACUCAGGUCGUCUAAUUUUUAGGCCUUAGCACAGAGUUAACACAAUCCUGUUUACAGAGAUCUCAGCCCGACCGAAACACUGUGCAUUUCAACUCAAGCACGGCCACAGGAAGGCAGCACCUUCUCUCUGACUGCCUCUAAUCAACCCCACUAAUAAAUCACUGAUGGAGGAGGAACUUCAAUGGAGUAUCAUUAAAUAGCCAGAGUUUAAAAGAGGAAGACGAGAAGGUAGAGAGGAAAGAGUAAAAAGGAUGUAGAGCGGACAUUUAGAUAGAGCCUGUAAGUGUUGAAACCCAUUCUUUCUUUCAGUAGCUCUCUUUCCUUUUCCCCCCGCCUGUGUUACUGUGUGCCCGUCAUAAUGGAGAGCUCCACUGUUAUUUUUUUGGUUUUGUUUAUGUCUGUAUUUGUUUUCGGGUUUCCAUUCAUUCUUUGUAGAAAUCCUUUUCCUUUUAAAGUCUCAUCCUGAGAUGUGAUGAUGAAAAACACUCUAAUGUAUAAACAUAAAAAUGGGUGCAAAAUGCUAUUCCAUUUAUUGGUCUGUCGUCUUUUUUUCUACGCAGAUGAAUAAAGACUUCUCAAAGGAAAAGCAGUUUUAUGUGUUUUCUUUGUGUGCGUGGGCUUCUGCCUUGGGGUUCAUCAAAGCAACUGGAAAAGCA
This is a messenger RNA of Menidia menidia (Atlantic silverside), 5273 nucleotides long. The record is from the annotation of a GenBank genome assembly. NCBI's taxonomy places the organism in Eukaryota, Metazoa, Chordata, Actinopteri, Atheriniformes, Atherinopsidae.